Molecule: messenger RNA, 1341 nt
Organism: Paraglomus occultum
Lineage: Eukaryota; Fungi; Glomeromycota; Glomeromycetes; Paraglomerales; Paraglomeraceae
Source: the annotation of a GenBank genome assembly
AUGCAGAACGAAGACAGAAGAAAUGAUUUAGAGGCUACCGAGGAGGAGGGAAAGAACAUUUCGGGCAGGACAAAAGCGCUUCAGCAAGUGGAACAAAGCGAAGUUAGCAUAACAAAGUCUCUUCAAGAACAGUUGGACUCGGCCCGCAAAGAAAAAGCGGAUUUGGAAGCCUCUAUGGAAGCGCGUGCGAAAAACUUUCAACAAACCAUGUCCCAAUUACAAAUUAAUCAAUCAAAUUCAAGCGAGUCAACCAACACGAAACCAUCAUCGCAAUCCGGCCCGAGUAUGGUUGAUCCACAAUUGCUCAAAGAGGAAUUGAACAAGGCAAAUGAGAAAAUCCGGCAACAAGAAUCCGAACUCAAAAAACUCAAAUUCGAGAUUGAGAUGGAAAAAGGCCAUGUCAACAUUCUUCGUCACGAUAACCAGAUGCUUAGGCAAAUGACGGUCGACAUGCAUGCCUCCGCCGAACAAGAGGAAGAAUAUAUUUCGAACAAAUUACUCAAGCGCAUAUCUGGUCUUAAGAAAGAGAAGGGAGAGUUACUCGUUCAGGUCGAGCAAGAAGAAGAGUAUCUGACGAAUACGUUGCAAAGAAAAUUGAAUCAGUUACAGAAAGAAAAGAUUGACAUGGAAAAUGCCUUGGAGCAAGAACAAGAAUAUAUCGUGAACCGGCUACAGAAACAAUUAGACGCUUUGAGACAGCAGGCAGGGUAUGGCUUUCAUUCAAGAGAAGGCGGCGCGGUCUCGGUACCGAACGCUAGUACGCCAUUGUUACCUCCUGGAUCGCCCUCGACAAGUAGCAAAAAAUGGCACUCUUCGCAUUCUCCGACCACAGCCGAUUUUCCAAACACAUCUCCUGGUGUCGUCGAAGUCUUGCGUGCGGAAAUUUCUUCACUAAGAUUACGACUCUCAGAGAUCGAGAAAGAAUAUGUUCACAAAUCAAGUCAGGCGACGCGGUAUAAGAAUGAAUUAAUUGAACUAAGAAAGAGGCUUGGAAUUUCUGCUGCAGAUUUGCUUGUCGAGGAACCGACACCGGCUUUUCUCAAACACAACAGUUCGCGAGCGACAGCAAGACGUUCAAACUCGCAUAAUGUAGGUGCAAACCCAAGCAUAUCAUCCGCAAAUCUUGUUCGUGCGCGAAGCGUAAGUGCCAGCGAACCAAAUAAAAAGCCUGUAAAUACGGGACUCACUCCGGAAACAGACAAUCCAUUACUACGAUCAAGAAGUGUGUCAGCGUCUUCAAACCCGAGAUUGGCUUCCCAACGCGCAUCGACCCAUCCAAGUGGGUCAAGCACUCAUUUAUCAGCGUCGGAUCAUCAGAGCCGAUCGAGCUCCACUCGAUAG